AUGGAUUUUCUCAGCGACGAACUCGAGCGCAUGGCGACCAACAUCGCCCAAUACACGGGUUCUGAAUCCGAAAUUCCCCUCGACGAUAUCGGCGGCCUCCCUGUCCAUAAGACAGAGCCAGUGCUUCGCCAUGCUCGCCCUGAGAAGUACCCCAAAGGAAGCAGCAUGAACGUCAGCUACCUCAUGAGGCUUGGUGGCCCUCUCUCCACGGUGGCGCAGAUCCAGGUCGCGGCAGGCCUUCAAACUACACCGGCCAUCCUCGAAGGCACGAGUGACGAGGGCGAGCCGGCAAGCUUCUGCCGUCUCUCUCAGGAAGCCAAGCGAACAGUAGAAGCCUGGCUGGUGGAAACCGGUAUCUCGAACCGCGACCGCCCAGCAUUCAUCCGCCUUUCUCAAUCUGCCAAAGAGCUCUCUCCCAACUCUCCAUACCCGACUCUCAGCCUCAAUACCACUCUGCCUCAACACCGCCCAAACAACACCACCACUGUGUUCCACCCACUUCAAAACGAGUGGCCGCUGGUUGGCCUUUUAGGACUUUCCGACGACGAGUAUCCUAUCCUUGAACGCGCCAGCGUCCAAGGUGGAUUCAUUCGUACUUGGGGUGGAAAGUACAAGGUUAUAGUAGACGGUUCGGAGACGGUGCAGGGGUGGGCGUACUGCGUCAAGACUAAGGAGCACGAGGAUAUCCUUCGUACGUAUGAGACGGCGAGGUAUGACGUGGUGAGGUGCAGGAUUGCGAUUGAGGGGAAGGGCGAUGUUUGGGGGUGCGUGUUUCGCUGUGCUGACGAGCGCACUUUGAUCGUAUAG
This is a messenger RNA of Aplosporella prunicola CBS 121167, 807 nucleotides long. RefSeq lists its product as uncharacterized. The record is from RefSeq and is a predicted model, not a curated record. The transcript is spliced from 2 exons. NCBI's taxonomy places the organism in Eukaryota, Fungi, Ascomycota, Dothideomycetes, Botryosphaeriales, Aplosporellaceae. The coding region runs from base 1 to 807 and encodes 268 amino acids.